UCCGGCGCGGAGCAGCGGGGUGGGCGGCGGGGCGCGGGGGCUGGACCAGCAGAAGCCGGGUCAAGCCCGUGGCUUCCGAAAAGUCCUCAGUCUGCUGCUCGGCCUCGCCCAAAGGUGCAGCCGCCGUGCAGCGCCCCAGGCCGCCGCGAUGCCGUUCCUGCACGGCUUCCGGAGGAUCAUCUUCGAGUACCAGCCGCUGGUGGAUGCGAUUCUGGGUUCCCUGGGGAUCCAGGACCCCGAGCGGCAGGAGCCCCUGGACGGGCCCAGUUAUGUUGCCAGCGAGGAGAGCCGAAUCCUUGUUCUCACUGAGCUGCUGGAGAGAAAGGCCCACUCUCCCUUUUACCAGGAAGGCGUGAGCAGUGCCCUGCUGAGGAUGGCGGAGCUGGGGCUGACCCGGGCAGCCGCCGUUCUCCUGCGCAGCGGGGCCAGCCUCAACUUCGAAGACCCUGUCACGUACUACACGGCCCUGCAUAUUGCCGUCCUGCGAAACCAGCCGGACAUGGUGGAGCUACUGGUGCGCCACGGGGCCGACAUUAACCGGAGGGACCGGAUCCACGAGAGCAGCCCCUUGGACCUGGCCAGUGAGGAGCCCGAGCGCCUGCCCUGCCUGCAGCGCCUCCUGGACCUCGGAGCAGAUGUCAAUGCGGCUGACAAGCAUGGAAAGACCGCUCUGCUCCACGCCUUGGCCAGCAGCGACGGUGUGCAGAUCUACAACACUGAGAACAUCCGGCUCCUGCUGGAAGGAGGGGCAGAUGUCAAGGCCACCACCAAAGAUGGGGACACAGUGUUCACCUGCAUCAUCUUCCUGCUUGGGGAGACUGUGGGAGGGGACAAAGAGGAGGCCCAGAUGAUCAGCCGCUUCUGCUUCCAAGUCACGCAGCUGCUGCUGGCGCACGGGGCCGACCCCAGCGAGUGCCCGGCCCACGAGUCCCUCACACACAUCUGCCUCAAGGGCUUCAAACUGCACUUCCCGCUCCUGCGCUUCUUGCUGGAGUCCGGAGCUGCCUAUAACUGUUCACUGCACGGGGCGUCCUGCUGGUCCGGCUUCCACAUCAUCUUUGAGAGGCUCUGCUCCCACCCAGGCUGUGCCGAAGACGAGAGCCACGUGGACCUCCUGCGCAAAGCCGAGACCGUCCUGGAUCUCAUGGUGACUAAUUCCCAGAAACUUCAGCUGCCUGAAAACUUCGAUAUCCAUCCUGUGGGUAGCCUGGCAGAAAAGAUCCGGGCCCUUCACUUCUCCUUGAGGCAGCUGGAGAGCUACCCUCCAUCCCUCAAGCACCUGUGUCGCGUCUACAUCCGGCUCUAUCUUCAGCCCUGGCCCGUGGAUGUGAAGAUCAAAGCCCUGCCUCUGCCCGACAGGCUAAAGUGGUACCUCCUUAGUGAGCACAGCGGUACCACUGACGAGGAAAUCUGACCACCCCCAGACCGAGGGGAGCAGGGUCUGGGCAGCUCAGCCACUGGCGGAUUUUGGCACCUGCAGCAGCCUUAGGGGAGAACCCUCUGGCCUUCCAUCGGAAGGUGGAGGUUGGGAGAUGAAACUUGAUCCUUACUGUGUACCAGGAAAGCCAGGUGGAGCCCCUCAGCCGCAGUCAUUGCGGUGGGAAAGGGCCCUGUUUCUCCAGGGCGACCGCUCCCCUUCUGUUAGGCAGAACCCCCAAGUCUCAACCACGCUGGGAAAAGGGACCAGGUGUAGACUUGGGACAAGGGUACACCCUGUUCUUCUGCGGGGAGCAUCAGGCAGGGCAGCUCUCUCGGUCCUGUGAGAGCCGCAGGAAGCUGGUCUGUCUUGCAUGGGGCCCCAUUGAAGCCGGGGGGAUGUGUGCUGGGCCUGUGGGGGCACAACCCUGGUGAGGCCCAUCAUUCCCGUCUCUCCCCACGUUAGAUUUUUAGGUCACUUGGAGCAGUGCUCUCGCCGGGCUAGGGAGAAGGCUGAGCUGACCCUGCCGCCUUUGGCUGCUCUGGGGCCAGGUUACCCAUGGCCCGGCCCAAGGCACGGGACUGGAAGCUCUGUCUGUGCCAAACCUGGGAUCUCAGGGGACGUGCCUUCUGCUGAAAAGCAAUCCUGUGUGACCAGGGACAGUCCUUUCCAAAAUGUCUCAUGAGGGGUUCAACUGAUGAUCAAAGCUACUAAUGCUGUAGGCUGACUGUGCGGUCCACGCCACACCCUCACGAAGCCAGUUUCCAGUCACGUGGGUCCUUGUGAAUUGUGUGGAUGCCGGGGAGGCGAGCUGAGGCAAGUGAAGGAUACGUUACACAGUAAAAUCCUGCUCUUGGCCUUCAAGGUCCUUGUAUGACAUUUUGGCCCCCUCCCCGCCCUUCCCCAGCCUAGGACCGAGGCUCCCACGGAGAAGAGGGGAGAGGUACGAGAGGCCGGCAGCACCUAGAGGGGAGUUUCCAAAUAGCACCGCACUGCAGCCCCAGUAAAGAAGAGCACCAGUCCAGACCGGCUAGGGCCUUCCCAGCACAGGAGUCACCCUUUUAUUUUUUGAUGAAAAUGUUCACCGAGGAGGAGCUGCAAGGCACAGCCAAGAAUGAAGCCACAGACUCCUUCACUGGAGACCACGGGGAUGAUCACGUCAGGGACACCAGGGCUCAUCACCAAAUAGGCCUCAGCACGGGGUCGUGCCCAGCAGCUGAAGGCUCCUCACCUCCCCGCGAGGGGAAAAAGUCCCAACAACCGAGAGUUCUCUUCCUCUUAAGGCACCCAGGCCUGUGGCUGGAAGGCUGGGUGGUGGAACGGGAGAGCCAGAAAAUCUCCGCUUCUGAGGGGAUCACUGUAUUCCCACACGGGGAGCACCAGGGACCCUGGAGUCCCGUGGUCUGCGCUGUCUGGUUCCUGCCUCUCACGGCAGCAGAGCUGGGCUGCAGCCUCAGUGCUCCGGUCAGGGGCGCCCCUCCCCACUGGGCCCCAUUAGGCCUUUUGAAAAAGAGUCUAGUGACCGACGGCAGACAGGUGUAUUUGGCAGUCUCAGUCCACACUCCCACACCAUUGCUGGGGAGCCUCUGGGUCUUGCCCGGCUGCCAGCCCCCCACCCCACGCUGGUCCUUUUCUCCUGCUGGGCCCUGCUCAUCUCAGAGCCAAGCUAUAGACAUGGUAGAUCUCAUCAGGGAGGUUCUCCUGGCGCUCCUGGGCUAGGAGGCUGAGGCCCGCGCUGCGGACGAUCCUGUGGACGACCUCGAGGUCCCGGCACACGCUGCUGUCCACGUCAUCCAGGAUCACACCCUCCUGCGCCAUGUUGUCUUUGAUGACAAUGAUGCCGUUGGGGCGCAGGCCCUGCUUGCAGCGCCGCAGGAACUCGGCCAGGUGCUGGUCAGUCAGGUGGCCUGGGGACAGCAGAGGCUGGGGUCACUAGGGAGGGAGUGGUGCCAAGCACGCACCCUCCGCUGGCCGUGUCUCUCGACCUCUGCUCAGACUUCCCAAGCUCUGUCUAAACACAUGGGGCCUCCCCAGCGCUGGGCAGCCCAGAGAUGCUUAUCGAGUCCCAUGCUGUGUACGAGGAAGCCAGCUCAGAAGUCACUCACCCAAGGGCUGUCACAAAGCACGAGCUGCGACGCCACCCUGACUGGGGGACUUCUGGGCCCUGCCCGACACCUACGCUCUAGCCAUCCCCCCUGCCCUGAGGCCUGGAUUAGGGGUUCUUACCAACCCAUUCCUAACCUAAUUAGAACUCCAGACCGGCUCUGAGGGACCACAAAGGACAGGGCCAGACCCAGCAGGACUGCGGUGUCUGCUGGGGAGUGGGUGGCCAACUGCGGGUAAGGUGGCCCGCCUGCCAGGGCAGCGGCCAGGGACGAGCACCCCGCGUGUGCUGCGGGGCUGAGCGGGUGCAGGAUGGGGCGGCAAGGCGUGGCUCCCUCGCUGUGAACAGUGGGGACAGCCAAGGCUUCACUUCCUCCUCUUAUUAAAAAACACUUUUAAAACUCA
Molecule: messenger RNA, 3925 nt
Organism: Mustela lutreola (European mink)
Lineage: Eukaryota; Metazoa; Chordata; Mammalia; Carnivora; Mustelidae
Gene: ASB6
Product: ankyrin repeat and SOCS box containing 6
Exons: 6
Coding region: 149-1414 (421 amino acids)
Biological process (GO): intracellular signal transduction; protein ubiquitination
Cellular component (GO): BRCA1-BARD1 complex
Molecular function (GO): protein binding
Source: RefSeq, a predicted model, not a curated record